AUGGCCUUCAUAGCUCUAUAUUCACUAGCUCUUUCUUCUACUAUAUUCUUGUUAUUCAAUUACUCGAUGGAAUUUGUGAUUAAUGAUAAUGCUAAUAAGAUCAUGAAAAAGGUCAUGCCCGAUCUCACUUCUUUCAACACGGCCGAUCCGAACAAUAUUACACCCGAAACUGCAGCCUUCCUCGCCUACAAAAUUAUUAGCCUUGUGAGAGAAUAUUCCGCUCUUAUAUUCGCAGUUCAAAUUCCUUUUCUUUUCGUCCUUUUCAUAAUCUUCUUCUUCUCUUCCAUCUCAACCAUUCUAGUAUCUUCCAUUUCGUAUAGCUCCAAGAAAUCGUCUCUAAACGAAGUUUUCUCGAUAAUCUUGAAUAUAUGGAAAGGGCCUAUGGUAACUGUUCUAUACGUAUCGGCUCUUGCAACGGGCUACGCUUUAUUCGUUUUUACGUGGGCCGCCCCUCUACUAUUGUAUCCUAGUAUUAUAACCUAUUGUUUGGCAACUUUGGUCGCGGUUUUUGCGUUAUUUUUGUACUCGUACUUGUUUGUUUCGUGGGCAAUGGCGAUUGUGGUUUCAGUUUUGGAAGAGGGUUGCUUCGGUUUGGAGGCUUUGGGGAGAGGUGAAAAAUUGGUUAGUGGGAAGAAGUUGGAUGGUUUCUUGAUUAAUGUUGGUUUUAAUGUUGUGUGUUCGAUUGUUUUUUGGGGUUGUAAUAAGAUGGUUUUUGUGGUGGGUGUUUCUUGUUUGGGGAAGAUUUUAACGGAUGUCGUGUAUACGGUUUUGUACUUGCGGUGUAGAGUCGAGAAUGGUGAGGAGAUCGAGUUGCGUCGGGGUGUUGAUUACAGUAAACUGCCGACUAAUGCACAGUUGGGCAAUGAGAUGGCUUAG
Erythranthe guttata (spotted monkey flower) is the source of this 876-nucleotide messenger RNA. RefSeq lists its product as uncharacterized. Lineage: Eukaryota; Viridiplantae; Streptophyta; Magnoliopsida; Lamiales; Phrymaceae. The record is from RefSeq and is a predicted model, not a curated record.